Brassica napus (rape) is the source of this 2034-nucleotide messenger RNA. RefSeq lists its product as uncharacterized. Lineage: Eukaryota; Viridiplantae; Streptophyta; Magnoliopsida; Brassicales; Brassicaceae. The transcript has 7 exons. The coding region runs from base 613 to 1818 and encodes 401 amino acids. The record is from RefSeq and is a predicted model, not a curated record.
UAACAUACAAAUUUAAUUCAAUUAAAAGAAAGUUCUGAAAGAAGACACUGAACAAAUUGGUUAGUACUCAACUUGCUGCAAGAGAUUUACUAUAAUAAAACUAUUUUUUAUUUUUGGUAAAAAAGAAAACUAUAUUUUCUAAAGAUUAAACCUUCUUUGUGAGAAAGAUUGAGCUCAAUUAUUUGUACUAAUAAAUGGAAAUAAACAAACAUUUGACUAGCGCAUGCAUUUUAUAAUUUUUGUAAGGUUGAGAAAGUUAAAAAUUUACACAAGCGGAGCCAUUUAACGGCGUUAGACACCGUCACUGGCGGCCAACGGUUUGUAACACAUCAACGUCCUCAAAACGACAUAACGGCGUCAUUGGCCAAUAACUCCCCCGACAUUUGUAAGGAUUUGGCAGAAACCGUUUCCAUAACACAACGUCAUACUACUCUCUCUGUUUCUUCUCUCUUUAUAGAGAGAGACAUACAAAGGUUUUGCUCCAAGAAAGAAACUUGCGGUACACACACAUAUUUACAAUCAUCGUCAGCUUCUUCUCCUUCCUCUCCAAGAAAAAAAAAAACAAUCUUUUUGAUUCUUUAUCGAAUCUUCUGUUUCGUUUAUCAUCAAGAAAUGGGCAAGAGAGAUGAGAAAGCCGAAGCUGUUCUUCGUUUACUCAGGAAACAAACUCCACUCACUCUUAAACAAGAGAAGUUCUGUAACAGAGAAUGCGUGGAGAGAUUCUUGAAAGGGAAAGGAGACAACGUCAAAAAAGCUGCGAAGCAGCUAACUUCAUGCCUUUCGUGGAGACAAAACUUUGAUAUUGAGCGAAUGGGGGCAGAGGAGUUCUCGGCGGAGCUAGCCGACGGCGUAGCUUACAUCGCCGGCCACGACGGAGAAUCCAGACCCGUUAUCAUGUUCCGUUUCAAGCAUGAUUAUCAGAAGCUGCGUAGCCAGAAACAAUUUACGCGUUUAGUGGCGUUCACGAUGGAGACUGCGAUCUCGAGCAUGUCCAGAAACGCGGAACAGAGCGUUGUUCUACUCUUCGAUGCAAGCUUUUUCAGAUCAUCCUCUGCUUUUGCAAAUCUGCUUUUGGCAACCCUAAAAAUUAUCGCAGAUAAUUACCCAUGCCGACUUUACAAGGCCUUUAUCAUCGACCCUCCCUCCUUUUUCUCUUACAUUUGGAAGGGUGUACGUCCUUUCGUGGAGCUAUCUACUGUCACUAUGUUAAUCUCGUCUCUAGACUACGACGAGCAGCUAGAUAUUAGCCACGUGUCAUCAUCCUCAUGUCUUAGAUCAGCUUCCCUACGUUUCGAUCCAUCGUCGAUCAAAUCAACGGCUAAGAUUGGUUCAGCUUCUUCAAGAUUCGCCUUCACCGUAACUCGCAACUCAAUGAAGCCGUGGUACCUUUCCUUAACCGACACAUCACCGUUUCACGCCGCCGUCGACUCCACCGCUUCCAAAGUAUCUCCUCUCAGCGUGCGUUCUCUAUCUUUCGCGUCUCCGGCGGGGCGUGGCUUAAGAGACCCGAAACCAGCCGCAUGCAGAAAGAGUUUGUUUCCCUCGACGCCGUUGCCGGAGAAGACGAAAACGGUUCCGCACCGGAAAACUCCACGUCCGUCUUUUUUUCAGUCCCCGGCAAUGUUCUUUCGCGGGGAGAAAAAUGUCGGCGGAGGCGAGAAGUCAUCACGUGAAGCGUUCGUACCGUAUCUGAAGUUUUAUCGGAGACCGUACGAUGAGACGGCCUAUAGGUCUAAACUGCGGGGUCCACGUGGAUUUGUGUCAGUCGUGUCUUCGCACAGAAGAUGUCGCCACGUAUCUUUAUCUCAACGGUUCUAGUUAUGACGUUCAAAGACCAGAUUGGAGAGCAAAGUGUAUAUACUAGUUUUACAUUUAUCUGUUCCGACCACUCUCUCGUAGAGUAGGCUAGUAGCAGUCAUAUUACACUGGAGUAUUAUUAUUCAACGAGCUUGUUUUUUUUAUUUAUUUUUAGAAUCUCAAAAUGAUGGUUAACAUCCUCUCUUUUCUAAUAAAAUGCAUGCUAUCGUUUUUGUU